GUAUAAAGUCUGAUAUGCGGAGAUGCGGGGAAAUAACGCUUGUUGGGCUGCACGGGUCAACACACGUAGAUGGUACGAGCUGGUGAAGAUUGGAUGUUUGGUUCAAGAUGUUCGAUGUUUCUUCUCAUUGGGUAUUUCUGUUGUUUUAGCUCGAGCGAAAGGUGUGACCAUAUAUCAAGGUGCCUGCUAGGAGACAGAAGAUAAAUAUCGACAGCAGGAAACAUUGAAAUGCUAUGGAUUCUCAGUUGAGGGAAGAUGGCCGGGCUACAGAAAAUUCUCAAGGGAACGGCAAUGGUAACGGAUCCUUGGAGGUUGAAUAUAGUGUGUGAUUCAUUAAGCGCUCUACAUUUAUAUAUAAUGUACGUACGUGAAAGUGUAGAAUUGGACUGAUGGUACGAUAGAUGGCAGUGGAGAUACGCAACAACAAGAAAACUAUGCGAGAAUAGCAAGAUUCAGAUGCACGAGUUGCGAACAAACAUUUGGGAGAAUAGAACAUCUAACGAGACAUGAGAAGAGUCAUACAAAGGAGGGAUGGCUGAGAUGUGAAGCUAGGGGGUGUGGGAAAAGUUUUUAUCGGAUUGAUGCUUUACGUCGACAUGAAUUGGUUCACAAGAAAGCAAAACGAAGUUUGCUAGGAAGAGGAGCUAGAGCUUGUUCGGCUUGUGCACUAGCAAGAAGAAGAUGUAGUGGGGGAAAGCCUUGCGAGGCAUGUGUGAAAAGAUCACUUGAGUGUACUUUUCCUUCAUCGUCUGGUGCUAUGGCCAACGAAAGACGUCGAGGAUCCAAUGGGUUAUACGACAAAGUUUCAAAUGAAAUGGGCUUGGUUGAAAAUGGUCGAACUGGGGAAGGAAUCACGAGUCCGCAAUCUCCAGUUUCAUGGUCACAUGUUGAUUCACCGCUCAAUCCGCAAAUGAAUACUAGAUCUUCGAUUGGUAAUUACCGUUCAGAGUUUGGGAUGGAGAAUCUGGAUGUUGCUAGUCAACAGAUGAAUAUGCAAAUUAUGGGUUCUGGUAUUCAUCAACCAUUCGGUCAAUUUUCUCCGCCAAACCACCCAACAGGAAAUCACAUGUCCGAAGAUGCUCGCGUAAACUCGACUACAUCUCGUAACCAUCAAUCAACUUCGUCUUCGAUGCUACCCCUCCACUCAAUUAUGGACCUUGAUGAAGCUGCCAACUCGUUAUUGGUUGGAACGAGUCAGCCUUCACAUCAGCUACAUAUCCAAGAUACAGGUCUUUCUGAAGGUUUGCCAGAAAGUGCUGGUUCUUGGACCCAAUAUAAUGUAUCAUCCAUCAACUGGCUACCUUACGAUUGGGCUCCGGACUAUCAACUAGAUGAUGAUACAGUGAGAAUGAUUGAUGAUGGGGCAGAUCUGAAUGGCUCAUCGCCUAUUAAUGUCCCAGGAGAAUCUAUGCGAAGACCUACAUAUUCAACCAACACGACAAUUUUUACACCGUCUCCACAAACCCAAGCGCAACUGCAUAUGGAUAAUUCUCCUAAUCCAACAAUAUCUAGUGAAGGUGCUUCAACAAGUCCUCACUCUUUGACUACACAAAGCACGGGUAGAUACUAUGUUGAUGGGCAUGGCUCAAGAUUACCUCGUAUUCGAAAAGCUCCAUCCGAGACUGCCAAUUCAUGUCCAUCAAUAUCUCAUGCCUCGGUCGAUGGUUUGAACGGGAGAUUUGCUUUCCCAGUCGAUGAUACCAAUGACCAUUCCUCGGAUUAUAGACAGUUACCACAUGAAAUCUACAGCAUUAUUCAAGAUGCUUUCGAAAAAACAUGCAUCGAGAACUCGCCAUAUUUCACACCAUUCCAAUAUACACGAUUCCCAUCAGUGCAUAAACUGAGCCGCUUUAUAGCUCACUAUGUCGACUCUUUCCACCAAACAUUACCAUUUACUCACUUGCCAUCUUUCAAUAUUUCAACUUCUCAUUGGCUUUUUCUUCUGGCUAUGGCGGCCGUAGGAAGUCAUUAUCAUGGUAAUGGAAAUUAUGCAAAACCCAUGCAUGAAUUUCUCCGACGCGCAAUAAUGUCAGUCAGCAAUGAUGGGGAUUCGAGGUGUGCGAAAGUAAUGAUGAUACAAAUUAAACUUCUAAACUGUGUGGGCAUGAUGUAUUGCGGUAGCGAUGAGUUAUCACAGGCAGCGAAAUCGUAUCACAGGGAUCUUAAUGAUUUCUGUUGUAGUGAAUGGAAAACUUUGAAUCAAAUACCGAGAACUGCAGUGUCACAGACAAGUUCAAAUGAUACGGAACAGGCUAAUAGAGAAUGGAAAGAAUGGUAUGAUGCGGAAAGUAUACGAAGGACAGGUUAUUGUAUUUGGCUCCUAGAUAGCAUGUGGUACUUCCACUUUCAAGUUCGCCCCAGCUUAUCACUAGAUGAUAGUUCGGUAUCCUUACCGUGCCAGGAAGUUUUGUGGGAAGCAGAAUCGGCAAUUGAAUGGCAACAACUUCUCAGCUGUUCUUCAUCAAGCUCUACCCUCCACAACGCCCUCCAGCGGAUGUACACCGAAAAACGGUUACUGUCCUCCACGGGUGAAUUCUCCCGCAUCCUUCUCAUCCAUGGUCUUUUCCGACGUACCUGGGAAGUCUCAAACUACCUCUCACAACCCCUCACCCAAUGGACUCCUGCCGCCUCAAAAUUACCCUUCCAGCACACCACCUCGAUUCCCAUUUGGCUACCAGGUAUCCAAACAUAUACAAAUUGGCGCAAUUCCGCAUGCGAUUGUUUGGAUAUAUUACACUGGCAUGCAAAUAGUGUCAUUGGAGCUGCAAGUGGCAUGGAACAUCCCACCGUUCUGCAUUUACAUUUAGCGAGGGUGGUGCUUCUCACUCCUUUUCUACAUAUUCUCAAACUGGCAGAAUACCUCGCCUCUUCACAAACCACUCCAAUUUCACAUUUGGGCGAUCCAGAUCAAGAGAUCGAGGACGAGAUCCUCCAAUCACGCAGUUAUGUAAAAAGAUGGGCGACAGAAGAUCAGCACAAAGCACGUUUAGCAAUCAUUCACGCAGGCGCGCUUUUUUGGCACGUGAGAAGAUUUAGUAUCGAUGCAUUUUACGAGGCGGAGGCUGUUUAUCUAGCGACGUUGGCGCUUUGGGCUUAUGGCCUAUUUGCGGAAUGUAAAGGCGGUGUUUAUCGUAGUGAAAGGAAUGGGGAGAGAUAUAGUAAUACGAGAGAUGCGCUGGAAAAAGUAGAUGGGGAAAGACGAACGGAAAGAGAAGAAAGGGAUGAGGAUGAGGAGGAGGAAGAAGAACAGUUUUAUAAUCCGUAUCCGAGCUCGAUGCAACUUGAUCGGCCGGCGGACGAUGAGCUGGUACAGCUUUUUGUGAAGAGGGGUCAGGGGAUGAGGGCGCUGGUUAUGGGGGUGGGGAAUUUGUGUGCGGGGGAGGGGAAGGGCGCGAGGAGGAUGUUGGGUGAGGGGAGGAGGGUUUUGGAUGGGUUGGGCGGGCUGAGGUGGGGGGUGGGGGGGAGGCUGGGGGAGAGCUUGGGGAGGAUGAUGGGGGGAGGGGGGGUGGGAUAGGAUGGGAUAGGAUAGGAUAGGAUAGGAUAGGAUAGGAUAGGAUAGGAUAGGAUAGGAUAGGAUAGGAUAGGAUAGGAUAGGAUAGGAGGGAAGAGUGGUAAUUUGAAGAGGUUUUUGAGAAUGGAAAUGAGAAUAAGAGGGAGUCUGGGUUAGAAGAAAUAGGGAACGGAGAACUCAUAGCGUCUCGCGAGCGGAUUAUAAUUUAUUUGAUCCACUGGAGUGAGAUGGAUAGAUAGGUGGACAGACAGAUAUGAGGGAGGUACCGUUGAAUCGAUUUGUGAUUUGGAUGUUUUGAAAGCUGAUUACAUUGGAGAUAUUGAAACUUUGGUAUGUAUGUAUAUGAGAAGAGAAGAGAAGAGAAGAGAAGAUUACAGGCAAUGUUGUAUCUAAGUUGUAUUGUAGGUCCUGGCUAGUUGAUAAUAAUGUAUUUUGUCUGUUUAGAGUGAGUGAGCGAGUGAGCGAGCGAGCGAUGUAUGGGAAGA
Molecule: messenger RNA, 3996 nt
Organism: Botrytis cinerea B05.10
Lineage: Eukaryota; Fungi; Ascomycota; Leotiomycetes; Helotiales; Sclerotiniaceae
Exons: 4
Coding region: 758-3514 (918 amino acids)
Biological process (GO): DNA-templated transcription
Molecular function (GO): DNA binding; zinc ion binding
Source: RefSeq, a predicted model, not a curated record